Molecule: messenger RNA, 480 nt
Organism: Owenia fusiformis
Lineage: Eukaryota; Metazoa; Annelida; Polychaeta; Sabellida; Oweniidae
Source: the annotation of a GenBank genome assembly
UACGUCAAAACGCGUCAUUUUCAAAAGUUAAUAGAGCCAGUAACUGAUCGAAAGGGAUAACAUUUUGCUGUCCUAUUCGCAACAUGUCAACUUACUUUACAAAUAUGAUAGCUAUCGCACUUCUGAUAUCUUGGUGUCUAGUUGUAAACGCAGAUAAGACAGAAUGCCAACGGUCAAACUGCGAAGGGGACAUGACAUCAACUAUUACGUGUCAAGAAUAUUACUGGAUUCGUAUAACAAGAGUGAAAAAUAUUGCUGAACGAACGUGCAAUGGCUUUAAGAUAUGUGAAAGCCAAAUCCAACAUCCAAAUAACACAAAAAGCAAAUGCAAUGGUUACACCAAAUGUACAUUCCAAAAUAUGAUUGCUGAAGAUGGCCAAGGUGAACAGUGCAAGACAUAUGACGAAGAUGGGAAUGUAAUAUUGCAUAAAACGACAUCUCAAGAAAUCUGCUUCGAAUGUUAUCCAGUACCCACGACUA